GUGCGCCUCUCGGAGCCCUUUUAGUGCGGCGGGCGGGCGGCAGCGACCUCUCGGCGUCCGCGGAGAGAUCGACCCGUCCUGUCUGUCCGUCCCGUCAUGGCGCUGGGGAAGCUACAGAAGGUGCUGAUCAGCGACACCCUGGACCCGUGCUGCCGGGAAAUCCUGCAAGCCGGCGGCCUCCGGGUGCAGGAGAAGCCCGGGCUGAGCAAGGAGGAGCUGCUGCGGGAGAUCCGGGACUGCGAGGGGCUUAUCGUGCGCUCUGCCACCAAAGUGACGGCCGAGGUGCUGGAGGCAGCGGAGCACCUGCAGGUGGUGGGCAGAGCAGGCACCGGCGUGGACAACGUGGAUGUGGAAGCAGCCACCAGGAAGGGUGUCCUGGUCAUGAACACACCCACUGGGAACAGUCUCAGCGCCGCAGAGCUCACCUGCGGGAUGAUCUUGUGCUUGGCCAGGCAGAUCCCACAGGCAGCUGCCUCCAUGAAGGAGGGCAAGUGGGACCGUAAGAAGUACAUGGGCAUGGAGCUGAAUGGGAAGACGCUGGGUGUACUGGGGCUGGGGCGCAUCGGCAGGGAGGUGGCCACCCGCAUGCAGGCUUUUGGCAUGAAGACCAUAGGCUAUGAUCCCAUCAUUACCCCGGAAACCUCGGCUGCCUUCGGCGUGGAGCAGCUGCCGCUGGAACAGAUCUGGCCCCGCUGCGACUUCAUCACGGUGCACACGCCGCUGCUGCCCUCCACCACGGGGCUUCUGAAUGACAGCACCUUCGCCAAGUGCCGCCGCGGCGUGCAGGUGGUGAACUGCGCCCGCGGUGGCAUUGUGGACGAGGGCGCGCUGCUGCGGGCACUGCAGUCAGGGCAGUGUGGCGGUGCAGCCCUCGACGUCUUCACGCAGGAGCCCCCAAAGGACCGUGACCUGGUGAACCACCCCAAUGUCAUCUGCUGUCCGCACCUGGGUGCCAGCACACGAGAGGCGCAGAGCCGCUGCGGCAAGGAGAUCGCCAUGCAGAUCGUAGACAUGGCCACAGGGAAGGGGCUGGCUGGCACAGUGAAUGGCCAGGCUCUCAGCAAGGCUUUUGCACCUCAGACCAAGCCCUGGAUAGCCUUGGCCAGGGCCUUGGGCACGGUGCUGCACGCAAUGGGCAAGCAAGCGCAGGGCAGUGUGCAGGUCUGCACCCUAGGGACACCACUACAAGAGGCUGGGAGCUACCUGACGCCUGCUGUGGCUGUGGGCAUACUGGCUGGAAGGGUGCAGAAGGAGGUGACCCUGGUUAAUGCCCUGCUGCUGGCCCAGGAGGCUGGGCUGAAGGUCACAACCACCCAUGGCGACGUGGCCCCUGAACCUGACAGCAGCACUGGCUUGCUGCAGGUGUCCAUCCAGGGCACCCUGCACCGGGUGGCAGGGACGGUGCAGGGUAGCACUCCAGUGCUGCGGGAGCUCAGUGGGGCCACCUUCAAGCAGCUGGUCCCACUGGCUGGCCCUGUCCUCAUCUACAGAGCCAAAGCCACCGAGCCCAACACACUUCCCACACUUGCUGGGCUGCUGGGGAAGGCAGGAAUCCAGCUCCAGUCCUACCACAGCUCAAGCACAGUGGCGGGGGAGAAGUGGAGUGUUGUGGGGCUCUCAGCCCCCCUGUCCAGUCUUGGUGAGCUGAAGCCACAUGCCACGGAGGUUUUCCAGCUUCAGUUGUAGCCCUCGGCCACCAGCAAGGACCCUCCCCAUGGCCACAGCACCUGGAUCCUCCCCAGCUGGGGGAGCAUGGCACCCAGCCAGUCCUGGCCCCUGUGGUGGGCUUGGAGUGGCUCUGUGCUCAAUAAAGGGUCCAGGAGGAGAGAGUGUGA
This is a messenger RNA of Cuculus canorus (common cuckoo), 1835 nucleotides long. It is a transcript of the gene PHGDH, whose product is annotated as phosphoglycerate dehydrogenase. The record is from RefSeq and is a predicted model, not a curated record. NCBI's taxonomy places the organism in Eukaryota, Metazoa, Chordata, Aves, Cuculiformes, Cuculidae. Bases 97 to 1686 code for a protein of 529 amino acids. Gene Ontology annotation, molecular function: NAD binding; phosphoglycerate dehydrogenase activity. Gene Ontology annotation, biological process: L-serine biosynthetic process. The transcript is spliced from 12 exons.